CAACGAUUUCAUCACUAGAAGACAUAAGUAUUCUCGAAGGUUCAGACCUAAAUGAAACAUGUCGAGUUCAAAAGGGAAACCCAACUACAGAAAGUGUGUCAUGGACUAGAAUAAGUGAUGGCAAGAAUUGGAAGAAUAGCCUACUGAUUAUAACUAAUGUUUCUAGAGCAGACGAUACAAAUUAUACAUGCACUUUACGAAGUACAAUCAUCCCAACAAUUGGUGAAGAAACAUUGAUUAUAAGAAGCAAAACAAUAUAUCUAAAUGUUUUUUUUUCUUCAGAAAUCAAACAUUUUACUGUUGUAAAAAACAAGUCAAGUGGAACGUUUAUUGUAAACCAAAGAGAUGAAGUUUCAUUAGAAUGUACAGCAGAAGCUAAACCCAGCCUCGGAUUUAUCUAUAUACAAUACACGUGACAGUAUGAUAUCGACAGUAAAAAACAGAAAUAUGCUUCUUUACAGCAUAAAUAAUGCUUCGUUCGAAAACGCAGGCAAAUAUAAAUGUGAAGGCAGAAACAUUUACACAAAAGAUAAACCAUCAGUUAUCAGAACUGACAAUGAUUGUCAAAUGUUCACCACGACCGUCACUUGCAAUGGUAUUCCCAAAUAAGAUUGCAGCUGCUCAAUAUACAAACAAGACUUUGAAUUUUGUUGCCUAUGAAUACUUGGAUGAAGAAAAUAAAACAAAAUUCAUGUGGCUUCACAAAAACAUUUCAAUCGACAGAAAUGAUGAAAAAUUUGAAAUAAUUUCAAUUGGAUUGAAUUCUAGCCUUUCUGUAAAAAACAUUACACAAAUGGAUUUUGGAGAAUAUAGCGUCAAAGUUUCAAACACAAUAGGAGAGUAUAUUCAUCACUAUAUGUUGCAAGCAGAAGAAAAGCCAGAUGUGCCUAUAAAUUUAACAUACAAAUCCGGAUCAAUCACUAAAUCGUCAGUAACAUUGGUUUGGACUCCAGGUUUUGAUGGUGGCUUUCCACAGACUUUCAUUUUGUUAUAUCAGUACAAUCAGGAGGAGAAGUGGCAUAGCGUUCAAGUUCAGGAUACAAAUGAACAGGCAAUGGACUAUACGUUAACUGGCUUGUUGAGUUCUAAAGUGUAUUAUAUUACAAUGUUUGCAAUGAAUAAAAAAGGGAACUCUUCCUAUACCCAGAAUCUUCAGAUCACAACUAAAAUAAACGUUAAAACAGCAGACUCACAAUCAUCAGAUAACGUUGGCAUUAUAGGUGGAAGUAUUUCAGGUGUUGCUGUUGUUAUGAUUGUGAGCAUCCUUUUAGCUGCAUUUUUCUUAAAAAGAAGAAAUAUAAGAUCUUCACAGCGUGAAAGUCCCAAACAAGGUGUUAUUGCCGGGAGUCAUGUCUCAUCUACGUACACAGAUUUGGAUGCAAGCAGGAGAGAAAUUAAUAAUUAUGAUGACUUCAAUGUAACAUAUGAACAUCUGAACGCUUCAACCCGGGCACAAAAUACAUACAUGGAGUUGAAAAAUACAAAUGUACCGAAUGCUGACACUUCCGACUACGUUAAUAUAAGAAUAUGAACUAUCAUUUUAAAUUGUUUCAUGAAAUGUUACUAAAUACUUAAUUUUGUUUAACGAAACAUUUAUAAAAUAUAGGCACGAACAGUUGGCGAAAUAUCAUAUUAUUAUAGUAAUGUUUAUAUUCUAUGUGAAUUCAUGAUUAAUGUAUGAUGAAAUUAAUGUUUAAAAAAACACGUUUAAUGUAGUAUUUUAUGGAAGAGUACAGGAAAAAACUGAUACUAAAUUACUAAUGUAAAAUUUAUAUUGCGAAUCAUUUAUUAUAGAUGUUGUUGAGUGAAGAAUGGUUGUAGUUUGAAUUUGUAGUUUUAAUUAUCUAUUUUAUGUUUGUGUAAGGUACAUGUAUAUAUUAUAUUGAUAACAAUGUUGCUUAUAAUGGCAAAAAAUGGUUCAUACAUAAAUUUGUUAUGGAACUUGAAGUGAUAGAAAUUAUGAUUUGUACAUACAUAUUGGUAUAAUGUUAUAGUUGGUUUUGUUUGUGCCAUACUCUCGAAACCCUACGGUGAAAACUGCUAAAGAUAGUGCAGAUGCAUACUUCUGUUAUGGACAAGCUUUGUUAGACUUGGCUCGAAUAGAGAAUGAUGUGCUUGAAAACGCCUUUCAAAAAUAUUAUAUGUUUAUGUCUGAAUUUUUUAUAUCGAGAAUUUAUAAAAUGAUAAUAAUAAUGUAAAUAAAUUUCUCGAAUUCUGAAUACUGUACCUUAUAUACACACGCACACAUUCGAUGCAGCGGUCCGAAACGUCAAUCAGAAGUAGGAGUACAUUGAUUGGUUAAAUUGACCACCCUUUCAUACCUUUGUAGUUGUAAUACUUAACUUAUCUAAGAAUAUUAUUGAUACAUUGGGUAGAUCAAAUCCAAAAUACAGAUAUGUGUUAAAAUAAAUAAAGACACAAUUGCAAUGUUUUUGUUCAUUCUAAUCUUGAAGCAUAGAAA
Messenger RNA from Ruditapes philippinarum (Manila clam), 2461 nucleotides. Its product is annotated as synaptogenesis protein syg-2-like. The record is from RefSeq and is a predicted model, not a curated record. Gene Ontology annotation, biological process: cell-cell adhesion. Gene Ontology annotation, molecular function: protein binding. NCBI's taxonomy places the organism in Eukaryota, Metazoa, Mollusca, Bivalvia, Venerida, Veneridae. The transcript is spliced from 7 exons. The coding region runs from base 470 to 1531 and encodes 353 amino acids.